AGUCUCCGCCCCCUUUGUUCCCGGAAGUGGAGAGGAUCGGCGUUGCCAUGGCGGCGACCCUGGGGCAGGUGCUGGCUCUGGUGCUCGUGGCUGCUCUGUGGGGUGGCACACAGCCAUUGCUGAAGCGGGCCUCCUCUCGCCUGCAGCAGGUUCAUGAGCGGACCUGGGCCCGGCAGUUGCUGCAGGAAAUGAAAACCUUGUUCUUGAAUCCCGAGUACCUGAUGCCCUUUUCUCUCAACCAGUGUGGCUCCCUUCUCUAUUACCUCACCUUGGCAUCAGCAGCACCGAGAGAAUUGAGUUCAGUAUUGAGAAGCAUCCGGAGCAGUACCUGGUGCACGAUGGACUGGAGGAGCUCUAUAAGGAUAAAUUUCUUUCCCCCUAUUGUUGUGUGCCCUCUCCUGCAUCAGAUACUGUUCUAGUUUUACACAUUUAAAAAAAUUCUCAGCCCAACCUUAUAAAAUGGACAUGAUUGUCUCCACCAAGGCAAUGAAGUUACAAAACUUUGGGCAACUUAUUUCAUCUCUGAAGUCCCACAGCAUGUCAGUGCAGAAGGAUGCGAAGCCAUCUAUUGCUAAAGUUUAUGCUCUUGAACUUUGCUAAGAGAAGUUUUUGCUAUAACUUUGCUAUAACUCACCUGGAGUCUCACCUGGGCACCGCCCCCCCCAGGGAUUUGAGGGGAGUUUGGACCCCAAAUAACCCUGGGAAAACCCCUCAGAAGUCAUGGGAGGGGCUAGGCCCACCUCCAGAUCUGCCAUGUCAGCUUCAACUAGCAUCACUCCACUUUCAUCUGUUUUACGUUUUGGGCUUCUCAUAAGACUUCAUUUAAAAGAAAGUUUGAAAGCCUCUGGCACUCCCUGCUGCCCAGAACACUGAGUGCUCUGGAAAAAUGCCUGCAGUUAGCCUUUUACCAAGUUUUGAGCAAACUGGAAUUUCAGGAUCCUCUUACCUCACCACUUACCCUGCCUGUAUCCAUUCUAAUAAUCAGAACAGUGGUCACUGUUUAUUCAGGCAAGGACAUACGCAUGUUAUCAUAUUUCAUCUCACAACAACCCUUUUGUAAGACGACGCUGUUAGUUUGCUACCACUGUUUUUCAGGUAGGGAACGGGCUCAGAGCGUUUGGCUGAUCUAGCCAAGAUCACGUAGGCAAACCUGGGUCUGCCUCACUCCAGUGUCCUAUUCUCUCCUCACACUAUGCUGCUUCCCUCUCCCAUCUACUGUUGCCAACCAGUCUUUAGCAACUACUACAUUCUGUGUUGUGUAAGGUUAAGGAAAGGUCUCUGAGUAGGCGGCAGUUGUGUCCGUUUCUUGGAUGGCCAAUAGCAGCCAUGGCCGCGCCUCGCAGGGGAUGUGCAGCUGCGCAGUUCUCUCCUCCUCUGCCUGGAACAGGUGAGGCCUGGGAGGGCUGGGAAAGAAUGUGCUGAGGAGCCAACGUGCACAGCCUGCCUGGCAGUUAUGAGUCUUGCAAACAAGUAACUCAGUUUCUGAUUUAUCCAUUAGUUUUUUUGGUUUUAUUUAUUUUUUGGUAUGUGUUUUAAGAACACAGCAUAAAAUCUGUCUUCUUAAAUAGCUUCAAAUGUACAAAAUUUAAGUGUAAUACAUUUUAAGUUAAGAGUAUUGUUAACUCCGCUAAGUCUUUUUGAAGUUUCAUUUAUUGAAGUCAGAGCUUCAAAACUAAGCAACAGGUCCUGGACUGUGGUGACCUCUACUUAAGAACCAGCCCUGUGGGGCGUGUCCUGUGCCCGUUCCUAUCUCUGACGUUUUUGGUCUUACAUAAUUCCAUGAGGCCCAAGCCCGAACUGAAACAGAAACAAAUGUGCUUCGCCUGCUGUUUUGCUUUGUCCUUACCC
Messenger RNA from Capra hircus (goat), 1848 nucleotides. RefSeq names its product transmembrane protein 234 (gene TMEM234). The record is from RefSeq and is a predicted model, not a curated record. Lineage: Eukaryota; Metazoa; Chordata; Mammalia; Artiodactyla; Bovidae. The transcript has 4 exons. The coding region runs from base 48 to 419 and encodes 123 amino acids.